CACAGGGACUGCAUGAUGAUUCCAAACGCCAGUGGAACUCAAACAGCCAGAGCAGGAAUCGCUUUUCGCAGAUUCAGCAGGGGGCGUGAGACGUGGCAGCGGGACGUCGGGGCCCACCAAUGGCGGCUUCGCAAGUAUCUCUGGAUGCCCUCAAUACAGGCUGCAUCAGAGUAGCAGUCUGCCAUUUGUAAAGGCGCUGACAGCAGACCUUAAUUUCCUGGGGGACGACACGUUAAUCGCGCACCCGACUGUCGGCCACCUAUCAGCAUUCGCUGAUUGGUGCAGCUGCCAGUUGGGUUUCUUUCGCUUGCACCGUCUCAAUUGCGGCGACAAGCUGAUGAAAGCUCUUUAGCAAAACUUUCCCCUUUCUCCUUAUGGCGGCAAUUUUGUUGGAUGUGGGUGGACUUCUGUGCAACGAGGAGGAGCCCGACUCUGACCUGUAUCCGGAGAGUCCAAGCGGCACAUCUGAAUCCCUGUCAGAUGCGUCCACAUCGGCACCUUUCCAUGUGUCCGCCUGCCAAUGUAGCUGGAAUUGUCCUCUCCCCCCUCACCACGGCCUGUGGCCUCGGACCUCUUAUGAACCCCAGGCUGACCUAGAGGACUGCAGGGAGUGCAUUGAGGUCCUCAUUCAGCAGGAACUCCACCACCUCCCCUCGCCUGACUACUUUCACCGGGUUCAGGACCUGGCAGUCUGUCCAGAACGAAGAGGGGAUGCUAUCAGGUGGAUAAUGCAGGUCCGUAGCUGCUUCAAUUACAGUCUGCUCACGGCCUCUCUUGCGGUCAACUACAUGGACAGGUUCCUCUCUGCAUACCCCUUGCCGGAUGCCGAAUGGCCUCUGCAACUCGUUGCUGUGGCCUGCUUGGCAAUCGCUGCCAAGAUGGAGGAGGUCGACACACCCUUUCUUUCUGACAUUCAGUCAAAGACACCGUUCUGCAUCAAACCAGAGUUGAGCCAGCGUAUGGAGAUCCUGGUUCUGAGCACUCUCAAGUGGCGCGUCCAUGGCGUAACCAGCUUCAGUUUUGUCGAUCCCUACCUUGCCAUCAUCGGCGCAGACGGCCCUUUCGCAGCCGCCCUAAAUGCAAGGGUUUCCGAGUUGCUACUCCGGGCUUUGCUUGAUGUGCGAUUCCUUGCCAUCCGUCCUUCAAUUACAGCGGCUGCUGCUGUGAUGCAAGCGCUCCACGAACUACCACGGAGGGAUGCGCAGGUCUAUCAAUCAGCAUUGAUGAAAACCCUUUCACCAAGUCCGGCUGUCCUGGAGAGCUGCAGGCUGCUUCUCGCUGAGGUUGCCAACUCGACAAUCUACGCUGCCACCAGCGAGGACUCUGGUCUCACUUGCGUUGCGCAACAAGUUGUUGAUCCGUUCCCUAGAAAGCCCGCGCCCUCCAACGUUGGCUGGGCUCAGGCAGCAAGGGAUCCCUCCCAAGCUGUUGCCUCACGCGCGUUGUCUGGGGAUGGAGUCAGUCUUUCAGGGAAACGGAAACGGCAGAGUCUUCGUCAAUAGAAAGCUUAUACUUUAGCAUGUAUAUUACAGGUAUCUCGGAGUUGUUAGGUAAAAGUUGUGACACCUUUGUAAGAAGGUCGCAUUGCAACACGCAGAUGUGGCCUCGAUGAAACUUUAACCUUCUAGAUUAUCUCGAUCUAGAUAACAAUAGCUUGCUGAUUUCGACCAGAGUCAGGUAGGAAUCAGCGUUGAUAACUGCAGAGGUCGUGUUUAAAAUCAUAGCUAGAAGCAUCCACUCGAGCAAAACUCUUACAAGAGAAAUAAUGCAUAAAGACUUGAGCAGAUGAAUGAGUUUUAUAGUGCUUGUUUGUGUAUAAUGACCUGACAGUUGACAAGUGUUUAAAGUUCAUCUGGCCCGACGCCAGAGAGCGGUUGAUCUAUCUGAAG
Klebsormidium nitens is the source of this 1889-nucleotide messenger RNA. Lineage: Eukaryota; Viridiplantae; Streptophyta; Klebsormidiophyceae; Klebsormidiales; Klebsormidiaceae. The record is from the annotation of a GenBank genome assembly.